Molecule: messenger RNA, 786 nt
Organism: Aspergillus terreus NIH2624
Lineage: Eukaryota; Fungi; Ascomycota; Eurotiomycetes; Eurotiales; Aspergillaceae
Exons: 3
Coding region: 1-786 (261 amino acids)
Source: RefSeq, a predicted model, not a curated record
AUGAGCAUGAUAACCCUCUAUUAUCGCCUCAACCCCUUCGGCACCAUCUGGAGAGUGUCAGUCUUAGCCAUCGCCAUUGUCAUCGUUGUUCCCACCCCGGUCUUGGUUCUCCUGUACAUCUUCGGCUGCAAACCAGUGGCCCUGGCAUGGAACCCGGAGGUCGGCCAGGGGCAGUGUAUCAGUCGUCUUGGCAUCAUGUUCACCAGUUCGGUGUUAAAUGCUUCCACUGACCUUAUGAUGGUCUUGAUUCCGAUUCCCCUCAUCCGCCAGUUGCAAAUGCCAUUGUUUGUUAAGGUUGGAGCAUUGGUGAUGUUCUUUCUGGGUUGCAUCACGAUAAUCACCAGCAUAUUCCGUGCAAUCGCCUUCGGUGAUCUUUUCCAUCGGUCAGAUCAAUCCUACCAUAUGGCGGUUCCCAUCCUCUGGGCGAACGCGGAAACCACCCUAGUUAUUAUCUGCGAUUGUCUGCCGUCCUUCCGUCGCUUCCUAUCACACAUGAUCGCAAACUCCGGCUCGAACGCGUCAGGAAACGUCAGCAGACGUCUCGGCAGUGUCGGAACUGGCAACGCACCACAGCCGGGGCCAGGAAAUGAUUUCGAAGACGAUGUGGAACUGAUCCGCCGCGACGCUGGUAGCACUAUGAGGAUAAAUCGGACGGUUGAGCUGAGUAUGACAUAUCAGCAGAAAGAGGUGGAUACGAGCGUGCAUUCUAUCCCAGACUCUUCGUUCUUGAAGGGACCGAGCCCGAAGCAUAGUUCGACAGAUAUGAGGGGGCACGUCAUUGUGUGA